This is a messenger RNA of Anthostomella pinea, 339 nucleotides long. Lineage: Eukaryota; Fungi; Ascomycota; Sordariomycetes; Xylariales; Xylariaceae. The record is from the annotation of a GenBank genome assembly.
AUGCCGUCGCACAUUCACGAGAUAGCCGAGAAGCGCGAGCAGCAGCUGGACCAGUCCAGCGAGGAGAGCCCCGCCCAGGCAUGGGACAAGAACAGCAAGGAGAAGGAGGGCGGCCACCCGACUGAAGGCGCGACGGCAGUCCACAAGCUGGCGGACAAGCGCGAGGAUCAGUUGAAUCAGGCAGGGAAGGGGGACGGCAAUGCUGCCCCGGCCACCGAGUGGAAGGAGGGACAAGAUGCGAAGAUCUCGGCACCGGCUUCUCAAGUAGGUCACGAGGCUGGCUCUACUGGCGGCAUCGCCCCAGCGCCUGCCCAUCCUACUAGACCUACCGAGGCCUGA